CAUUUAUGAGUCAAACGAGGAACGGCGAGUUUCUGAAAGCGUUUCGAAACGAAACUCCGAGAUACAGCGUGUUAUUUCCACGGUAUGGGAAACAAUUUGGGGUAACGUUUUAAUUGGUCAAAGAGCUGCCGCCAUGUUCAAGACGAAAUCCCCAAAAGUGUUUGCACUCGAAACGGGACAUAUAUAUAUUCAGGCAUUGAAAAGAGAGAGAACGAAGAUGCUAGUAUAAAAAGUGCAGCAACGCAAACAGGGCAGGGUUGCCAAGUGUAGGGCUUUUCCGCCAAAAUGGCGCCUUGAGGUAGUGGUUUGGAUUGUCGAUGUCAAAAUAAUCGAAUGCGAAUCGCCCCCCUAGGUUUUGCAAAAGAUCUUGGUGAGAUUACAACUUUUCUGAACAAACAGGGUACGGUAUCACUGACAAUUGAUAUCAAAUAUGGCAACAAAAAAGAUCAAUGGAUUAUAUGUGCCUUUUAAUCAGUUAUGUAAACGAAAUGUAUCUAUGGUAAAUACUGUAAAACGCACAUAUGCAACCACGGAUGAAGUUGACAAUCAGGUUACUCAUACUGGUCAGGUAUUUGAGAAAGACGACUAUCGAUUAGUAAGAUUUUUAAACAGGCCAAAAGAAGUUAAUAAAAAUUGGGCAAUUAAAUUGAUAGAUGAAGUACCAUCGUCUCCUAAAAAAGAUAGAAUUGUAGCUUGUGAUGGUGGUGGAGGACCCCUUGGACAUCCUAAAGUUUAUAUAAAUUUAGAUAAACCAGGCAAUCAUAUCUGUGGUUAUUGCGGAUUACGAUUUCACAAAGAAAAUCAUUAGAUGAUGUAUGUAUAUG
Molecule: messenger RNA, 824 nt
Organism: Cyphomyrmex costatus
Lineage: Eukaryota; Metazoa; Arthropoda; Insecta; Hymenoptera; Formicidae
Gene: ND-13A
Product: NADH dehydrogenase (ubiquinone) 13 kDa A subunit
Exons: 3
Coding region: 431-808 (125 amino acids)
Biological process (GO): mitochondrial electron transport, NADH to ubiquinone
Cellular component (GO): respiratory chain complex I
Source: RefSeq, a predicted model, not a curated record